AUGACUGGAUGUAGACAGGCUGCCCAAGACAGCUUGACCUGGGGCCCACCCCUGGGAUCAACACCACCAGUUUCCCAGGAGGCUCCCAUCAGGCCCCCAGUGAGCCAGCAGGCACCGUGGCCACAGAGGCCCUGUACAGAGGGCAGUCGGCCCACAUCCCAGGCCAAGCCUCCACCUCCCAGUGUCUAUCAGAACUUUCGGCGCUGGCAGCAACUGAAGGCCUUGGUCUGGAAGAAACUUCCACAGACUCCUGAUGGGGAGGCACUUGCCUGCUUCUUCAUCCCAGUGCUUCGGUCCCUGGCCCGGCUGAAUCCCACCAUGUCCCUGGACGAGGGCCUGUGGAGAGGCCUUCAGGAGUGGGAAGGCAUUAGCAAUUACGAGCGCAUGAACUUUCACGAGAUGGCGGCCAAGUUCAUGGAAUUUGAGGCUACGGAGGUGAUAGAGAAUUCAAAGUUGCAGGGCAUUAUGCAGGUCCAAGGCCCGCCUCCUGCCAUCCCACUGAAGCCAGAUUCUCCAAGGCCCUCAUCCCCCGACAUUCUCCAGCAGCCAGAGGGCAACUCCAGCAAGACUGGCCUCAAGGCUCAGCCUGCUCAGCCAUCAGCAUCCAAAGGUCAGAGGCCGCCAGAGACCAAGGCACCCGAGGAGAUCCCACCUGAAGCCGUGGAGGAGUACAUGGCCAUCAUGGACUGGCUGGAGGGCCUUCCUGAAUUGUGCACCCACGACUCUGGGGGAACAUCCAAAGAGAACAUAGCCAUCAUGGACUGGCUGGAGGACCUUCCAAAAUCGUCCACUGAGGAGUCUGAGGAAACAUGCAAAGGGGAAGGAGUGGAGCAACAGCAGGAUGACUAUGAUAUCUGCUCAGACCCAGACUUCCUGAGCUACAUUGACCAGCUCUGCUUCCAGGAGGAUUUCAUGGCAGAUGUGGAGGCCAUCAUACAUACCAGAUUUAUGGAACGAUUGCUUUCCUCAAAAUCAGACAUGAGUAUCUUAGACCUAAGUGAGGAGCUAGAACACACUGACACCCUCUUCUUCCUGCUCCAGGUGGAGGCCAUCAUUCAUCCCAAAUUCCUGGAAGAAUUGCUUUCCUCCAAACCAGAGCUGGAUCUUGAGGCCCUAAUUGAGGAGCUGGAACAGGAACAAGGACUCACCCCUGAGCAGAUAGUGGAGAAACGUCUUGGGGCACCCAGAGUAGCCUCAAGUGUUUCUGAGUUGGCCAUCUGCCAAGGUGCAGAGAGAAAUGAGCAGAGCCCCCAACAAGCAGUCAGUGCAGAUACCAUCACUCUGCAUAUCGUUUGCAGUGAUGAUCAGAGCCAUGGUGGCACAGAUGCAGAGCACCUGACACCUGCUGCUGCUGCUGCUGCUGCUCUCCAGGGGGGUCCCAGGUGUCCUUCAGUAGGAACCACUUGGUCCACUGCUUGUCCCCAGGAACAUGGAUCCCUUCCCCAGAGACUGGGGUCUGGAGAUGCCGUGAAUCACAUGGAAGAGUCUCCUGCUGGCACUCCACGCAAGCGAGCAGGGGACAGGAAGGUGGGCAAGGAAGGUGUCCCCAGCCUGGCUUCCUUGUUGGGCUCUGAGUACUGUCUCCUGCCCUGGGGACUAUCUCAGAGCCCCAGGUCCCCCACCACCCUCCUGUCCUCUGGACUCCAAGCCCCCGGGCCUUCACUGUGCAAGAGAAGUGGCCACAGCCUGGAUCCCCCUCCACUUGCCAAGUCCAAGAAAAGGGCUCGCAUUGGAGACUCAUGCACCCCAGCAAAGAAGCCCUGCCCAGGGUCUCACUUUGAGGAGUUUGCAAAGCAGGACUUGGCUUUGGGACUGAAUCGUCCCGCACAGCCUCAGAAUAGAAAAUGUGAGGCAUCGGAAGUUCAGAAGAAGAGGAGGAAAAAGAAAAAUCCUUGA
Messenger RNA from Dipodomys ordii (Ord's kangaroo rat), 1896 nucleotides. Its product is annotated as NUT family member 2G-like. The record is from RefSeq and is a predicted model, not a curated record. Lineage: Eukaryota; Metazoa; Chordata; Mammalia; Rodentia; Heteromyidae. Bases 1 to 1896 code for a protein of 631 amino acids. The transcript has 8 exons.